Besnoitia besnoiti is the source of this 2592-nucleotide messenger RNA. RefSeq lists its product as uncharacterized. Bases 1 to 2592 code for a protein of 863 amino acids. Lineage: Eukaryota; Apicomplexa; Conoidasida; Eucoccidiorida; Sarcocystidae. The transcript is spliced from 10 exons. The record is from RefSeq and is a predicted model, not a curated record.
AUGUCGGCUUCCAGCGGGUACGCGGAGGGAGCCGACGCGCCGGCGCGUUUGCCACGUGCAGGCGGGGAGUGUUUGAGGCGCGACGAUGGCGAAGUCGAUUCGUCUGCAGAAGCCGCUGAUGCGCACUCUCCCGCAGCGCGUGGAAGGAAGCGAGAUCGUCAUGCGGCGUCGCUUGAAGCUGCAGACGCGGGGCCGCUUCGCACGCUUCGGAGACCAGACGUCGUCGAGGCUGACAGGUUCGCGGCUGCGGCGACUGCGACAUCCGGAGACUUCGUGCUCGCCGACGACCACUUGAGCUUGAGCAGCAGCGGAGAGGAGGACGACGAGGAGUUCAGCGACGAGGUACCCGACGGUUUCGGGGGCACGUUCGACGACGAGGUGGAUGCGAGUCAGCGCUACGACGAGGAGGCCGAAGAGGACUCCGAAGAAGACGACGACGCUUCCGACUCCGAGCAGCCGACGCGCGGCGCCAGCGGCCCGCCACAGGCUUACGCGACCAAAGUGCCGAGUCUCCCUGCGACGCUGAGGCGGCUGUUGCACGCGCUCGCGAAGCGCCUCCUCCAGCAACCCGACCUCCGCGCGUUUGCGCAGGAACUGCGCCCGCUGUCGGGCGCGUCAGCCGCCGACACCGCAGAGCCAGCCUCGAACGCCUCGCAGCGCCGCAGCCAGCUGCCCUCCGUAGGCAGCACAUACACCGAAGCCGUCAGGCUGGUCGCGCUGCUGCUGAAAGAAGUCGGACCAGGCGGCUGCGUGCCACCGCAGCUGCUGGAGCUGAUCGACGAGUGCGUCGCCAGGGCCGGCCCGGGGUCUGUGCCCGCUGCGGGCCAGCCGACCCAGCCGGGCCAGGUGGACCAGCAGGGGCGCGCCAGGGACGUGGCCCAGAGCUCAGACAGUGAAGAGACCCGCGUGUCCGAGGCGGCGAUGAAAGCCGCCGAGGCCGCGCAAAAAAUGGAGGAUGUGCAGUGGCAACUUUGGAGAGACAUCGCCGGCUGCACUUCCAACAUGCGCGGACAGAUCUGCUGUCAAAGCAUCGACCGUUUGCUUGCAAAGCAACAGAUCCAGGCGGCAGUCUGGGAAGGCAGCAGCAAGUUGGCAGCCUGGCGGCUCGGUGCGUCAGACUGCCAGGCCACAGCUGCGCUCGUCAUCGCCAAAGUCCUGCUUUCUCUCCAGAUUUCUCUGCGGAGUGCGCUGAAGAAGGCUCGCCUGGGUCGCGGGCGCAGAGAGGAAGAAGACGAAGAGGAGGAGGAUGAAGACGAAUCCUCCGAGGACGAUGACGAAGUGCUUGAGCCUUCAAACGGUGCAGACUACCAGCUGCAGGGAGGCGAACUGCAGACGCCGUACCAGAGAGAAGGCCGUAGAAUAUGGGGGAAAGCUCUCGCCAAAGUGCCCAGAGACAUCCGGUCCGAGCUCGAAGCCACUCUUCUCUUCUGCCUGAGAAAGAAGAAGAUGCCUCCGCCUUUGCUGGUGCAGCUCUACGUCGCUUUGAACCGGCGGAACAACCUGCCUUCGUGUCUUGGCAUCAUUUCUAACUUCUGCCGAGUCUUUCCCUCUGCCACGUUUUUUCGAGACGUUCAAGUUGAGCUCUUUCUUCUCCAGGUAGGCGUCGCCAAACUCACCAGUGAACUUAGUGAGGCGCAGCGACAUGCGCCUGGUGGCAACCGACUCGACUCGCUUUUUUCGGGGCUCUUUCAGCUCAUCGGCGAAGAUCACGCUGAGCUACAGCGCACGCAGAAGGCGCUGACUACAGCCGGCAGACGGUUUAUCCAGGCUCACUGCGGCAGCGAGGGUGCAUUGCAGCGGCUUAGUGAAUUCUGGUCGUACAUGAAGAAACGCGAGCAGCUGGAUUGUCUCAUGUUGGCCUUGGAGCUCCGGCCAGCGUGCACUUCCUCGUGGUGGCGCCUAGCGCUAUUCUUGACUUCGGAGAGUGAAUCGCAGGAACUCGGGAAAAUGCGCCACAGAGUUCAGUCGCUGAUUGGUCGGCUGCGAGGUGGCGCAUCCCCCGGAACACUAAGCUACCGAAAGGAGAGACUGGGUCGUUUCGCGAGGAGAUUCUUCUGCGCAGACAGCUGCAGCUUGAACGUGGUUCCCGAGGCUGCUCGCGUCGCUCUGCUGUUUUGCGCACCUUUCUUCUUGGAGUCUCUGCAGUCUCUGCUCGAGUUGACAAGGCUUAUUGGAGCAGUCUUCACGCAGAGCCGUCCGCAGCUGCUCGUCACCUGUGGAAACCGUUUCCUGAAAGGAUUCCGCGGGCGUGAUUUUGUCAAGCCUACCCGGCGUCGUACAAGCACUUCGACGCGCGAAAGCCGGGAAGCGUCAGCUUCAUCCGACCCCAAAUCUGAUGUCUCUUCUCGCAGCGAAAUUAGUCUUGGUGAAAGAGCGGUCCUUCCACAGGAGCAGUCCAUUCAGGAUUACGGGCGCAGUGAUUGUGAAGCAGCUCUUGAGGCCUUUGAUGUGAGUAAUGCGUUGAAAACUGAAGUGCAGUUGGUGCUGUAUGGCUUUGUGAAUGCAGUUCAGUGUUUCUUCCGGGUUCGUGCAGGAGAUGUGCUUCACAUCAGUUUGAUCGCGCAGCUCGCACUAGAGAGCAUGGGCACCUGA